Schistosoma turkestanicum is the source of this 2979-nucleotide messenger RNA. NCBI's taxonomy places the organism in Eukaryota, Metazoa, Platyhelminthes, Trematoda, Strigeidida, Schistosomatidae. The record is from the annotation of a GenBank genome assembly.
AUGGCGGGUUCUGAAUCUACCAAAAAUUCUAUUCGACAUCAUGUUUACGCUUUGUCCAAGAUGUUUGGUGUUGAUUUAAUGUAUGAUCCGAAUGUUUAUUCAUUCGCAGAUAGGCUUGAAAAGAGCAUUGGUAGUUCGUCUGACAUUCACUAUAAUAUUCAUGAUUCAGUUUCUAGACUUUGCGAUGACAACCCACAACAAGAUGCAUUUCUACGUCGGUAUGAGGAGCUAAAGCCUAGAAAUAUCAGAGAACUCUCAGCCACUGUUUAUCUUUUAUCAAAGCUGAAGUCGGACCAAACUGUACUCAGAAAUUUAGAGAAUCCUCAUCUGACUACCAAACCUUUUUCACAGGGCAAAGUCUCGAGUGUUUCCGUUGGCGGAAAGGAUGUCACUCACCUUCAACAUGUGAAUGCCGAAUCUUGUACACUAGGAUCUAGUUCAUCUCAGCAAGUCAGAAACGAUCAUCUGCGAGUUAUGUUUGGUGCUUCGGAUGAGCUAUCGUUGUUUUCAGCAUGUGGUCCGGGCGUACAUCCCAGUUCAUUUGUUCAGGCUCCUAAGAAUACAUCUAAAAAGUUGAUUUCUAACAACUCAGUUCAACUUCCAACAUUUUCUAUUCAUCCAGAGUGGUUAUACUCACGUGAAACCCUUUGGGAUGAUUUUUUGUCGAUACCACCUAAUUCAGAAUCUUUUCAGCAACUUCCCAUCGAGUCCCUUUCAAAUGCUGUCCAAGAGUACGCUGUUGUUAGCGAUCUACUACAGUGUUUACAAGGUAACCAAGGAGUUUAUAUCAAACCUCUCCCUUUAUCGAAUCGUUACGCAGUCCGGUGUUUUAAAGUGGAUGAAAAAAUGACUCCAACUUUAUUAGACACUGUUAACAAAAUUCUCCCAAUAUGUUCGGACUAUUCGACAGUGGCCAGAUUUAUAGGUGAGAAGUCUACAUUCGAACAUGGAAUGGUCAACCAGGCACUGGCAGGUGCAAUGCGUAGUUUAAUUAAAGAUUAUCUUAUUUUGUUAUGUCAACUUGAGUACCAGUAUAAAAUUGGUCAACUGGGAAUAGUUAAACUCCACUUUUUCUUACAAGAAACAGCUACUGCUUUUAAUCAGUUAACUCGCCUUGUUAAUAAUAUAAACAUGGGACAAUGUUCUGGUGGUGCAGUGUUAUCCGUAUUGUACGAUUCUUUAAGGUCUGUGUAUGGUGUUAAACAGUUACAUGAUUUAAUGCUUUAUCUCUUGCGUUCUGCAACCGUUCCCUUCUUUAAAAUUCUUCAAAAAUGGAUAUAUCGGGGCGUGAUUUCUGACCCAUAUAAAGAGUUUUUCAUUUCAGCUGGGUCUAUGCCAAAUUUUAAUGAUCCUGGUAAAUCAUCUCCAAACAACCUUCAUUCAGCUUCACUGCAAUUCGACCGUUUCACACAGAAUUAUGUGGAUUGGGCAUUCUUUUGGGAGUGUCAUUAUUCUCUUGUAUCAAUAAAUUUACCAAGUUUUCUUGAACCUAGUGCUUCAAAAAUUCUUAGUACAGGGAAGUAUUUGAAUGUUGUACAGCAAUGCGCUGAUCGUUAUGAACUUCCUCCUUGCGAAGAACUUGUUUAUAAUAAAGAUCACUCAUUGUUUCUUGAUAAAAUUGAUCAAGCUCAUCUGUAUGCAAGCAGUUUAUUAUUGAAAUUGAUGUUGCAACAAAAGGAUUUAAAAGAACACCUAAAAUCUGUUAAACGUUUCUUUUUGUUGGAUCAGGGUGAUUUUAUUGUUCAUUUUAUGGAUGCCGCUGCAGUAGAAUUGCGUAAAAAUAGCGAAGUUAUUUCUCAACUACGAUUAAGUUCUUUAUUGGAACUGGCACUUCGUACUAGCACUGCUAAUAGUGACCCAUUCAAGGAUAAUUUAGUUGUUGUAAUAUUUCAGUUUGAUCUAAUCACUCAAAUUUUGAUGGUAUUACGUGCUGGAUCAGAAGAUGAACCAGACAACGUCUUACCAGUUGAGGAUAAAAAUCUUUCAGGAUUAGAAGCUUUCUGUUUGGACUAUAGAGUUGGCUGGCCUAUUGAUUUAGUACUCAAUCGUCAAGUAAUGGAUCGUUAUCAAAUGCUUUUCCGUCAUCUGUUAUUCUGCAAACAUGUUGAGAGGCUACUAUGCAACUCAUGGAUUCUAGGCAAACUUGCCCGUAAAUGUGAUAACCUUAUGACAACCUGGUUUACGACAGCUUUCCUACUGGCCCAGCGAAUGCUUACCUUUAUUCAACAUUUCCAAUACUACAUGUCUGUUGAGAUCAUUGAACCAGCAUGGCACAAUUUUUUCAAACGUGUUGACAAAGUAUCUAAUUUGGAUAUACUUCUAGACUCACAUCUACAUUUUUUGGAAGUAUGUAUGGAUGAUUGUCUACUUGCUAGUCCUGACCUAUUGAGUUUAGUUGGGAAAUUAUCUGUAGCCUGUGUAACGUUUGCCAAUUUUAUCCAACAUUUGGCGUUUUCUAUAACUGGAGUCAAUUUAUCAUCACCUGGAGAUAAUGAUCGAUGUAUUAUUUAUUUACCCCGACAUGGUAAUGAUAUAGAAAGACCGUUUAUACACGACCCUACACCAUCAUCAAAUUUGGGACCCACCAAAAAUGGCCUAAAAUAUGCACCUCAUGAAUCUACCACUAGUUCAGUAGAAUCUAUGAUGACAAAAGUCACUAGAGAAGAGUUUGGUCGAAUGAGCUUGUCAGAUGAUAUGGCUAAAACCGUUACGAACUUCGAUGCAAAUUUCAACAGAAUGUUAGUUGAACUGCUUGAAAAGAUUAAGCAAUACGCGAAGCAUCACAGCAAAUUACUAAGUCUAGUGUCAAGACUCGAUUUCAAUGAAUUUUACACCGAAUUCGCAAUGCGCUGUGACCAAAGCGAGCGGUCUGCUGAGUCACCUCGCGAUUAUGAACCGUCGCCAGGUAAAAAUACUCUUGUCGAACACAUAUCAGUACCACUAACAAACUCAGGAUCAGAUAAUGAGGAUUACAUUUGA